Molecule: messenger RNA, 4559 nt
Organism: Zychaea mexicana
Lineage: Eukaryota; Fungi; Mucoromycota; Mucoromycetes; Mucorales; Lichtheimiaceae
Exons: 9
Coding region: 173-4159 (1328 amino acids)
Biological process (GO): mRNA catabolic process
Cellular component (GO): P-body; exosome (RNase complex)
Molecular function (GO): 3'-5'-RNA exonuclease activity; RNA binding
Source: RefSeq, a predicted model, not a curated record
UCUCUCUCUCUCUCUUUCUUUCUCUCUUUAAAAAGACCGUCGUUUCUCUUUUAUUUUCCUCUUCCGCCAUUUAUUAUCUCUUUUUUCGGUCGUUCCUUUCUUCCGCUUGAAAAACCAACAACACUCACUCACUCACUCACUUACCUACUCACCACAGUUUCGUUGAAAAGUCAUGGAACACGACCUCGAAACUCUGGAACACCAAACGGCCCCAGAGAGCACCCGCGGUCUGUUUGACCCUCCAGAACAGAACCCACCGCCACCCAUGUCGACUCAGAGUGCCGAUAAGCGUCGUUCGUUUCACGUCCUUGGCCCGGUCGACAAUGCUCGGUCGAGACAACAGCAACAAGCACACAACCACAACCACCACCAACGUGGCCAUCAGCGUAGCAAGUCCGCUAUCACGUCCGAUAUGCUGCCCAAUCAGAACGGUAGCCGUCGGAAUACAAACUUUGGGUUACAUACCUUGGCGGAGGAGGAGGAUGGUUACCAGAGGAGAAGGCAGCAACAGCAGCAGCAACAACAACAACAGGACGACCAAGCCAUCACUGUUGAUUCACUCCAGGACAUGAUCAAUACCCUUAAAACACUGCCAUCCAGCAGCACAUCGGCCAUUGCCGCUGCCAUCAGCAACAGCAGCAGCAGCAACAUCAACAGUAACGGCAGCAGGGACGAGAGCAACACACCUGGAAGUCGUAGAAACAGUCGGAAGCAUCAAUCACUUAAUAAUUUCGGACUUCCGCAAGGCGCUAGACGCCUGUCGUACAACGGUUCGACGAGCAGCAGCAGCAACACCAGCUAUCGUAACAGCAGCAACGGAGGAAUUGAUAUCCAGUCGGUUCUACCCAUCCCCUCGGCCGAGGAAAAGGCCGAUCGUCGUCGCAGCAGUGCCAUGCGCAUGCGUGCCAGCAGCAUCAGCGAGCAGGAUGAGGACACUAGCAGCUUUGUUUCACGCGAGGCAGCAUUGGCAGAGGCAGAGGCUAAGCUUAUGGGAACCUACAAAAAACAGCCCGAAAUGAUGAAUGAAAUUGAUGCCUCACAGUCUGUGCCCAAUUCCAGAAGACAAUCGUCCCGUAGCUCUACCACACUGAGCGAAAGACCUGCCGGUCGCCGUUAUUCCGAGUCGUCCGGCAGUGGCAACGGAGGAUUCGAUCUCAAUGUCACUGCCAGCACGAGCGCCAGUAAGCGUGUUUCUUUGCAGUUGCCUACGUUGAAUGAGAAUGAGCCUGCUGGUGAAAGAGCCAACCGUCGCAUCACUUUUAACAAGCCCCUCAAUCUCGGCAACGAUACCAACAAGGCCAUGGGCCACAACCGACGAUCUUCGCGCAACUUUACGGAUGAUUGGAGAAACAGCGCUCCAUCACCCGGUCUGCCCUACUCGCCUCGUUCGUCGACCUAUCGCAACUCAUUCAACUUGGUGCCAUUCACCCCAACCCGUGUCAACUUUGCUCGGGACGACGCCAACCCGCACCAACGACGCCCAUUGUUCAUUGCACACCUUCCAUUCUCUGCCCUGACGCCCUUAUUUCGUGCCCGUCAGCUGGUGCGUGGCAUGCUGCGUGUCAACAAGCGCAACCGCAGCGACGCCUAUGUCUCGUGUGAAGAUCUGGAUGCUGAUAUCUAUGUGUGUGGCUCGCGCGACCGUAACCGUGCAUUGGAGGGCGAUGUUGUUGCCAUCCGUCUCGUCGAUGUUGAAAAGGUGCUUCGCGAGAAGAAGGAGAAGGAGGAAGCCAAGCUGGCUCGCAACGGUGGACAGGUCAAGAUGCGCCAACCUGACGAAGAAGAUGAAAAUGAGAUCAUUUUUGGCGGCGACGACGACGUUGACACGGUCAAGCCAAAGUACUGCGGUGUCGUCGUGGCCAUCCUUGAACGUGCGCAGAACCAAGUGUUUUCUGGCACGCUCACACUCAUGCGCCCCAACAACAAGCGCGCCCAGGAGGAAAAAGCUGCCGAGGAAGCCCAAAAGGCAGAAACAGGCCAGACGCCUAUCAGGGAAGCACCCCGCAUUGUCUGGUUCAAGGCUACCGACAAGCGCGUGCCCUUGAUUGCCAUUCCCAUCGAACAGGCACCGGCCGACUUUGUUGACAGCAGCGAGACCUAUUCAAACCGUCUGUUUGUGGGCUCCAUUAAACGAUGGCCUAUCACAUCGUUGCAUCCAUUCGGUACCUUGGAGCGCGAACUCGGCGCUAUCGAGGACUUGGAUAUCCAGACCAAGGCCAUUCUUGCCGACAACAACGUGACCGACACCGAGUUUUCUGAAGCAGUCAACGGCUGCUUGCCUGCGAUUCCGUACCAGAUCGAAGCAGAGACCUUGGAGAAGCGUCGUGAGAUGAAGGAUGUGAGAGUGUUCACUUUGGAAGCUGCAAAUGCCGAGGUGCUCGAUAACGCCUUCUCCAUUCAAAAGCUGGGCGACGAUACAUACGAAGUGGGUGUCCACGUAAGCGACGUGACCCAUUUCAUCAAGGCACAUUCGCCUUUAGACAAGGAGGCCCGUGCGCGUGCUGUGCGUGUCGAACUGGUUCACAAGUCUGUUCCUAUUCUUCCCCGCGAACUGACUGAACAAAUUACCAACCUGAUUCCCAACGAGCCAAGACUUACUUUCUCCGUCGUGUGGAAGCUCAGCUCUGCUGGCAAGGUGCUCGACACUUGGUUUGGCAAGACCAUCGUCAAGUCUUGUGCCAAGGUGUCGUACGAGGAUGCUCAAAAGGUAAUCGACAACCAAGUGAUUGCAUCGAUUGCUGAAGACGAUAUCCGUACAGGUGUGGAGCAGGAUAUCCGCAUGCUCUAUGCCAUUACUCAACAGCUCAACGAGGCUCGUCGUCACGCUGGCGGUAUGGCCCAAAUGCGCGAUGAAUUGGACUUUGUCUUUAGCGAGCAGCGUGAGCCAUUGUCCAUCGGUAUCAAGGCCAAGGACCACACUACCAUCAUCUCUGAGGAACUCUUGUUGCUUGCCAACCAAAGCGUUGCUCAAAAGAUCUCCAGCCAGUUCCCUGAACAGGCGCUGUUGAGACGCCAUGCACCGCCCAACGAACGCAAGAUUCGCGAAUUGCAAGAAUAUGCAACCAAGCACUUGGGCGUGCCAAUCGACAUUUCAUCUGCUAAAGCCAUUGAAAGAACGAUCGAGUCGAUUCAAGACCCUCACCUCCGUAAGAUCAUGUCUAUUAUUGUACUCAAGACGCUCCAACCACCAAAGUACUUCUGUACCGGCACCCUGGAUAUUAUGAAGUACUCCCACUACGCACUCAAUGUGCCCCUCUUUACCCACUUUACUUCCCCUUCCCGCCGCUUCACCGACUUGAUUGUCCAUCGCCAGCUCGAAACUGCAUUGACUGGCGAGAAGCGCUUCUACCUCGACCGCGACACUGUCCAGAAACUGGCCCAGCACACCAAUGUCAAGAAAGAAGCUGCGCUCUAUGCCCGCGAUCAGAGCCACAUGCUGUUCUUGGCCGUCUACUUGAGCAAGCGCGGUGUCCACAAGCCCGACGCUGUGAAUGGCGAUCUCAUUGUUGUUCGCAAGGAGGCUAUUGUCGUGGCCGUCUCAGACCAGUACUUUGAUGUCAUGAUCCCAAGCGUCAAUCUCGAGCGUCGUAUCCAUCUGGCCAACUUGCCCGUCUGGCGCGCCAACUAUGAUGCUCAGAAGCGUCAAUUGACCAUGUUUUGGAAGAAGGGAAUGGAUACCACCACUGGCAAGCAGCGUCAUUGGAGCUUGUCCGACGACGAAGAUGAUGAUUUGGAUGAAGAUGCCUUGUUGGAAGAAAUGCGGGAAGGUGGCUCGCCUCCCUCAACUGCUGUCCCCUCAUCUGCAUCGUCAUCAUCAGAAGCAGCAGCAGCAGCAACGACGACGUCGAACGGCACUACUACUACUACUACUACCACAUCUACAGCAUCUACACCAACACCAAACGGUAGCGAUGCUACUCAGCAGCAACAGCAGCAGGCAAUCAACAAUAAUACCCAGCCUGUAUCGAUCACCCCCUCACCUUCAGUGUCGAAGCGUGCAUCCAUGCUCCAUGCCCGUCUGUCUGACAGUACGGGCUACAGUACCGACCAAGGCACACAGACGAUCCAAGCAUUGGACAAGAUCCAAGUUCUUGUUACUGUUGAGAUGAUCAAGACUCCACCUCUUAUCCGCAUUUUGGGCGACAACCCUUACGCUUAAAGAGACGAAAUGCCUUUUAUCUAGGCGCACGAACACAAGGAUAUCUCUCUCUCUCUUAUUCUCUUUACAUAAUUGCCUCCAUUUGUAACUUUUUUUCUUUCUAUUUUUGUUGUAUUGAACCUACUUAGUGCUAUUUAUCUCUUUUCUUUUUUGAACCACUACAUAUACAAACUGUGUAUCUUUUACAAAGAAAAUUUACGGGUCACCACAUUUUUAUAUCCUCGUUGUAUUUUACUAUCCCCCAACCAACCGAUUUCUUUCUUUUCGUGUUAUUUUUUUCCCUUUAAAAAACAAAAUUUUUCCUGUAAAACUCGAAUAUAUUAUAUAUUUUUGAUAUAAAUGAAAUGACGGUAUGCCUUUUUAUACCAAAGGUGUAGCACAUAAAGUAUGAUCAAUGAUG